Rhizophagus irregularis DAOM 181602=DAOM 197198 is the source of this 192-nucleotide messenger RNA. The record is from RefSeq and is a predicted model, not a curated record. Lineage: Eukaryota; Fungi; Glomeromycota; Glomeromycetes; Glomerales; Glomeraceae.
UUCCUCCAUAUCUGUAAUAAUAUUUCGUUCGCUUAUAUUAAGUUCUUCUAUAUCUGUAAUAAUAUUUCGUUCGCUUAUAUUAAGUUCUUCUAUAUCUGUAAUAAUAUUUCGUUCACUUUUGUCCAUUAUACAAAGUUCUUCCAUAUCUGUAAUAAUAUUUCGUUCCUUCUCAUCCGUAAUCAUACUAUUUGA